This is a messenger RNA of Pogona vitticeps (central bearded dragon), 2318 nucleotides long. It is a transcript of the gene CPA6, whose product is annotated as carboxypeptidase A6. Gene Ontology annotation, molecular function: zinc ion binding; metallocarboxypeptidase activity. The record is from RefSeq and is a predicted model, not a curated record. Gene Ontology annotation, biological process: proteolysis. NCBI's taxonomy places the organism in Eukaryota, Metazoa, Chordata, Lepidosauria, Squamata, Agamidae.
GAAACCUCCUUCCCUCAGAGCGGCUCUUCUGGACACACCGCAGAGCCCGGCGCGGGAUCACGAACUGCCGGCGCCCCCUCCGCCUCCUCCCGGGCGACCCCCCUGGUGGGGUCACGGCGACCAUGAAACUUCCCCAGAAAGUUCCCGCUUUCAUCCCUUUCUGGCUGCUGGGGCUGCAGACUGUGGCGGCGCCGGUGCGGAGCUACCUUUACGACAACCGCUACGCCGGGGACAAAGUGAUACGGGUUGUUCCAGAGAAUGACAAAGAAGCAGAAACUCUGAAGAUCCUUUCUCAACAGCUUCAGGUGGAUCUGUGGCAGCCUGGCAGUAUUUCCUACAUCUCCAAGAAUGCCAUUACAGAUGUACGGGUGACGAGGAACAAUUCACAAAUUCUUCUGUCCUGCCUACAACAAGCAAACAUCCAUUAUAAAGUCCUCAUAUCUGAUCUGCAAAAGGCAGUGGAAAAGCAAAGUGGUUCAAGGUCAUCCAGGAAUCGUAGAUCAUUAUCAGGAUAUAGUUAUGAAAUAUAUCAUUCAUUGGAAGAGAUUCAAAAUUGGAUGUAUCACCUGAACAAAACUCGUUCAGAUCUUGUUCAUAUGUUCUGUGUUGGCAAGUCAUAUGAAGGAAGACCACUUUUUGUGUUAAAGCUAGGCAAAAGAUCAGCAGGUUACAAGAAAGCUGUCUGGAUAGACUGUGGAAUUCAUGCAAGAGAAUGGAUCGGCCCAGCCUUUUGCCAGUGGUUUGUGAAAGAAGCUCUCCACACAUAUCAAAGUGACCCAGCCAUGAGAAGAAUGCUAAAUCAACUGUAUUUCUACAUCAUGCCUAUUUUUAAUGUGGAUGGAUAUCAUUUUAGCUGGACCCAUGAUCGAUUUUGGAGAAAAACGAGGUCAAAGAAUUCAAGGUUCCACUGCCAUGGUGUAGAUGCCAACCGUAACUGGAAAGUCAAUUGGUGUGAUGAAGGCGCUUCUCUCCAUCCCUGUGAUGACACAUACUGUGGUCCUUUCCCUGAAUCAGAGCCUGAAGUGAAGGCUGUAGCUCACUUUCUUCGCCAACACCGGAAACAAAUGAAAGCUUACUUGUCCUUUCAUGCAUAUGCUCAGAUGCUGUUAUAUCCAUACUCGUACAAGUAUGCUAUGAUUCCAAAUUUCAGCUGUGUGGAAUCUGCAGCCUUUAAUGCUGUCAAUGCCUUGCAGUCUGUUUAUGGGAUAAGAUACCAAUAUGGCCCUGCCUCCAGCACCUUGUAUGUGAGUUCUGGCAGUUCAAUGGACUGGGCAUACAAAAACGGCAUUCCAUAUGCAUUUGCAUUUGAGCUGCGCGAUACAGGUCAUUUUGGAUUUUUACUGCCUGAGACCCUAAUCAAACCCACGUGUACAGAGACCAUGCUGGCUGUUAAAAAUAUAACCAUGCACCUGCUAAAGAAGUGCCACUAGACAGCAAAAAGGAGUGAAAUUGAGUCCCUCAUUAUUAUUAUUGAAAUUGUUUAUUACAUAGACAUUGUCAAAUGACUGAAGAACUGAACGUAACAUGCCAUGCUUUAGGACCUCAUAGAAGGAAAAAUGUGGCAUUAAUUUUACAUAUAGAAGCUGUUAAAUAAUAAGGUACCUACUUUGGAUUGUAUGUAUCCUGUAUGUACCAUGUUAUUGUAGAAGUGCAGAAAUCAGUAUGUAAUUUGAAAAUCAAUUGGCUGGCAAUGCCUGAUGAAAUUGCAAAAUGAGUGCCAGAGCAGAGAUACAAAGAAAGACUGACCGUAGUUAGGAGAGGCAGGGUUUCAGUGUCCCUCCCAAGUAGCUUUUUGCUUCAGUUCAUGACUGGCAGGAGCAGAAUAAAUUAUGCAAAAUAGGCAUGUCUAGUCAAGUUUGCAUAAUUUAUACAAGCCAAAGGUACCAGCUUAGCUUAAAGGAGAAAGACUGAGUUAUCAUGGCACAGAAUGUGGAUUUUUCAAACACAGAAUAUGUGCAGUCCUGGAUGUAUCUUUUGUGUGCAAUGUUACGUUAAAUAAUGUUUUUGUGGGGAUAACAAAGCUCUUUCAUUUUCUGCCUCCUCCAUCACUAUCAUUAACUUUAAUUACAGUAGAAUAAGCUGCUUCUUACACAGAAAAAUAGCAGGUAAGAUCCAUAUAUAAAACUCACAGCAAGAACUGACAAAGAAAAAGAAGAAUUUGUUUGUGUUCUUCCAUCGCAAACUGAAACAGGACCAUGGAAUUUUCCAAAACAGACCCAGAAAUAAACUGACAGAGAUACAGUGGGCUGCACUGACAGAGAAGAAGUUGGUGGCGUAAAAUAUGUGAUUGUUAUUACCCAUCAGUUCUAUUCUGAGUA